AUGAAGUCGUCAAUCCCUCUCACUCUUCUCAGCUUGGCUCCAUACAUGGCUGAAGCCCAAAAGAGUACCACCAAGUACAGCAGCACAACCGUCUUUAUCCCCCCUGUAAAGACUGGUUCUGCGACAAACAUCUACGCCUCCAUCAUCACAUCAGACGACAGCAGCACAGAAUACCUUCUCGGCUGCCAGACAGCGCUUCAUGCGUCAACAUACUCCUGCGACAAUGACUUUUCAGGCAUUACCUACACCCGCUACAAGUCCAGCAUGGACGUCAAGUUUGGUGUGACGUCGUUUGGGUGUGAAACAGGCAAUGACCGAGCUAUCUGCGCUACCAAGACUGCCACAGGGGAUGCAGAGACGAGAACUCUUGCAUCAUCUGAGAGCUCGCUUUGGAUGACGGCCAUCACGUUCGUUGAUGUCAAGAAGAGAAAGACAACUUCUACCCAGGCAAAAGAGACUGGUUCAUCAAGUCCUAAGCUGUGUAAGCGAAAGGUUCGCGAUCAUGCCAAUAGCGGAAGCGAUAGUGGAAGCGACAGUGGAAGUGGCAGUGGAAGUGGUAGCGGUAGUGGCACUGGUAGUGGUAGCACCAGUAGUGGCGAUACUGAUGCUGACGCUGAUGGAGAUUCUGGAUCAACUACCAACAAGAAGCCUCACAACAACAACGACGACGACAAAGACUGCUCAGCUGCUUCAGUCGCAUCGCUGAGUUGGGCUGCCUUGGCCAUGGGUCUUGGAGGUUACCUUGGGUUGAAUCUGGCAUAG
This is a messenger RNA of Fusarium graminearum PH-1, 762 nucleotides long. RefSeq lists its product as uncharacterized. The coding region runs from base 1 to 762 and encodes 253 amino acids. The record is from RefSeq and is a predicted model, not a curated record. NCBI's taxonomy places the organism in Eukaryota, Fungi, Ascomycota, Sordariomycetes, Hypocreales, Nectriaceae. The transcript has a single exon.